Messenger RNA from Aplosporella prunicola CBS 121167, 192 nucleotides. RefSeq lists its product as uncharacterized. The transcript has 2 exons. Bases 1 to 192 code for a protein of 63 amino acids. Lineage: Eukaryota; Fungi; Ascomycota; Dothideomycetes; Botryosphaeriales; Aplosporellaceae. The record is from RefSeq and is a predicted model, not a curated record.
AUGGUCAUCCUCCACAACAACGAGCUGCCGCCCCACAUCAUUGCUGAAUGCUUCAUCCUGACCGUCCUCUACGUCAUCCUCACAGACAUCUUGGUUAUCUCCGCCUCCUGGUACUUCUUGUUGGGCGUUGGCCUUGUUCUUGUCUUCGUUAUGGACGGAAAUCUGCCUCUGAGGGGCUGCCGUGCCUCAUAA